GUCUCUCACAGCCGUGCCCGGGCUCCUCGUGCCACCCUGAGCAGCAGCCGUGGAUGGGACCGAGCGCAACCCAUGCUUGGGGGCCGGGGGCUCAGGGCUCGGGACCCCCGUCUCCAGCUGCACACAGUGCUAUGGGGCAGUGGGGUGAUGCUGCAUGGGGCAGUGGGAGGGGGCGGCGGGCUCAGAUCUCGGCUCUGCCACGUGGUUGAACCAAACCCUCCCAGUUCAGCCCCAUAGCCGUGGAGCGGGGAGAUCUGUGGUGACACUGCCCACCGUGGGGCACCCCACAGAGGGGGGCGCCACGGUGGGAAGCUCCGCUGUGGGGCGGUUUGGGGCGGGAUGCUCCGCAAUGGGGUGUUGUGUGGGGGGACAGCGCAGGGCGGGACGCUCCAUGGGGGGACCUUCCUUCAUGGGAUGCUCCCUUUAGGGAUGCUCCGUGUCAGGAUGUUCCAUCAAGGGACGUUCCACGUUGGGAUGCUCCGUGGUGGGAUGUUUUGUCAUGGGAUGCUCCACACUGGGAUGCUCCAUCAUGGGAUGCUCCUUUAGGGUUGCUCCAUGUUGGGAUGUUCCGAGGUGAGGUAUUCUAUCAUGGGAUGCUCCAUGUUGGGAUGCUCCAUCAUGGGAAGCUCCCUUUAGGGUUGCUCCAUAUUGGGAUGCUCCAUGGUGGGGUGUUCCUUCAUGGGAUGUUCUAUCAUGGGAUGCUCCAUGUUGGGACGCUCCAUCAUGGGAUGCUCCCUUUAGGGAUGCUUCACAUUGGGGUGUUCCAUCAUGGGAUGCUCCCUUUGGGGUUGCUCCAUGUCAGGAUGUUCCAUCAAGGGACGUUCCACGUUGGGACGCUCCAUCAUGGGAAGCUCCCUUUGGUGUUGCUCCAUAUUGGGAUGCUCCAUGGUGGGGUGUUCCUUCAUGGGAUGUUCUGUCAUGGGAUGCUCCAUGUUGGGAUGCUCCAUGUUGGGAUGCUCCAUGUUGGGACAUUCCAUCAUGGGAUGCUCCCUUUGGGGUUGCUCCAUGUUGGGAUGUUCAAUCAAGGGAUGUUCCACGUUGGGAUGCUCCAUCAUGGGAUGCUCCCUUUGGGGUUGCUCCACAUUGGGACAUUCCAUUAUGGGAUGCUCCCGUUGGGGAUGCCCCAUGGUGGGAUGCUCCACGUUGGGAUGCUCCACGUUGGGACGCUCCAUCAUGGGAAGCUCCCUUUGGUGUUGCUCAAUAUUGGGAUGCUCCAUGGUGGGGUGUUCCUUCAUGGGAUGUUCUGUCAUGGGAUGCUCCAUGUUGGGAUGCUCCAUGUUGGGACACUCCAUCAUGGGAUGCUCCCUUUGGGGUUGCUCCAUGUUGGGAUGUUCCAUCAAGGGACGUUCCACGUUGGGAUGCUCCAUGGUGGGAUGUUCUGUCAUGGGAUGCUCCACGUUGGGACACUCCAUCAUGGGAUGCUUCCUUUGGGGUUGCUCCAUAUUGGGAUGUUCAAUCAAGGGAUGUUCCACGUUGGGAUGCUCCAUGUUGGGAUGCUCCAUCAUGGGAUGCUUCCUUUGGGGUUGCUCCUUUUCAGGAUGUUCCAUCAAGGGACGUUCCACGUUGGGAUGCUCCAUCAUGGGAUGCUUCCUUUGGGGUUGCUCCACCUUGGGACGCUCCAUCAUGGGAUGCUCCCUUUGGUGUUGCUCCACAUUGGGACGCUCCAUGGUGGGAUGUUCCAUCAUGAGAUGCUCCACGUUGGGACACUCCAUCAUGGGAUGCUCCCUUUGGGGUUGCUCCACCUUGGGAUGUUUCAUCAUGGGAUGCUCCAUCAAGGGAUGCUCCCUUUGUUGUUGCUCCAUGUCGGGAUGUUCCAUCAAGGGACGUUCCACCUUGGGAUGCUCCACAGCAGGCUGCCCCAUGGCACAGCUCUGCAUGGUGGGACGCCCCAUCCGGCCCGGCCCCCCUCUCGCCGCCCACACUCGCUCCAGAUGUGCAUUUCCAGAUGUGCAGCCACCCCCCACAGCUGGCAGGGCCGGCUCCAUGCAGGGCCGAGUCGGGACGCCCAGCUGGGGAUGCACCCCACCCCCAGGCACAGCUCCCCAAUGGGGCACGCAGCACUUUGCCCCCCCCUCCAUCAGCCCCACCAGCAGCCGGAGCCCCCCGGACGCAGCUGCAGCUCUUCUAGCGUCAUUAUUGCUACAAUUACUAUUAAUAAUAAUAAUAUUUUUAGUGACAGGUGAGGGCGGGGGGCUCCGUUGGGCCCUAUGGGAGCCCCCCAUCCUGGCGCUACUCCCCCCCCCGUUCCCCCCCCCAGCUGUGGGAUGAUCCAGCACUUCCAGGUGGGCGAUGCCACAUCCAUUAAGGGGGAGCAAUCACAUUUUGUAAAUAAAGGAAAUGAAAAAGAACCUCCCCCCCCGCCUCCCCCCAUGCAGGGCACCCCCUCACCACGUGGGUCAGCCCCCUCCCCAGCUCCUGCCCUGCCCAGGAUGGGGGUCCGGGCUGAGGGACCACCGGCGCCCAUCAGGACAGCGGUGUCCCCAUAUGGGGUCUGCAUCCCCUGCACGAUGGGGGCGCUGGGGGG
Messenger RNA from Tympanuchus pallidicinctus (lesser prairie-chicken), 2524 nucleotides. Its product is annotated as keratin-associated protein 5-1-like. The record is from RefSeq and is a predicted model, not a curated record. Lineage: Eukaryota; Metazoa; Chordata; Aves; Galliformes; Phasianidae. The coding region runs from base 769 to 2268 and encodes 499 amino acids. The transcript has 3 exons.